This is a messenger RNA of Penicillium brevicompactum, 1473 nucleotides long. It is a transcript of the gene egl3, whose product is annotated as putative extracellular endoglucanase/cellulase. Gene Ontology annotation, cellular component: extracellular region. The transcript is spliced from 4 exons. Lineage: Eukaryota; Fungi; Ascomycota; Eurotiomycetes; Eurotiales; Aspergillaceae. The record is from RefSeq and is a predicted model, not a curated record. Gene Ontology annotation, molecular function: cellulose binding; hydrolase activity, hydrolyzing O-glycosyl compounds. Bases 1 to 1473 code for a protein of 490 amino acids. Gene Ontology annotation, biological process: glucan catabolic process.
AUGAAGUUCACCAACAUCGCUCUGGCUGCCAGCGCCGCUUCCGUGGCCUGUGCUCUUCCCCAUGCCGUCCACACCAAGCAGAGCGCCGCUGUCAACAAGCGCGCCAACGGAUUCACCUGGGUCGGUGUGAGCGAGUCCGGUGCUGAGUUCGGCGAGGGCAACAUCCCCGGUACCCUCGGCACCGACUACACCUGGCCCGAAACCUCCAAGAUCCAGGUCUUGAGAGAGGCAGGCAUGAACGUCUUCCGUAUUCCUUUCCUGAUGGAGCGCCUGGUGCCAUCCAGCAUGACCAGCACUCCGGAUGCUACUUACCUCGCCGCCCUGAAGAAGGUCGUCAACUUUGUCACCGAAAGCGGUGCCUACGCGGUCCUUGAUCCACACAACUACGGAAGAUACUCUGGAAGUGUCAUCUCCUCCACCGACAACUUCAAGGCCUUCUGGAAGACCGUUGCCACUGAGUUCGCUUCCAACGAGAAGGUUAUCUUCGACACCAACAACGAGUACCACGACAUGGACCAGAGCCUCGUUCUGAGCCUGAACCAGGCCGCGAUCAACGGUAUCCGUGCCGCCGGCGCCACCUCCCAAUACAUCUUCGUCGAGGGUAACUCCUGGAGCGGAGCCCACUCCUGGACUGACAACAACGACAACCUGAAGGGUCUUACUGACUCGGCUGACAAGAUUGUCUUCGAGAUGCACCAGUACCUCGACUCCGACAGCUCUGGUACCUCCGAGACCUGUGUCAGCAGCACCAUCGGAAAGGAGCGCCUUGAGUCUGCCACCAGCUGGUUGCAGACCAACAACCUGAAGGGUUUCAUCGGCGAGUUCGCCGGUGGUGUCAACAGCGUCUGUGAGGAGGCCGUCGAGGGCAUGCUCUCCUACAUGUCCGACAACAGCGAUGUUUGGAUGGGUGCCGAGUGGUGGGCUGCCGGUCCCUGGUGGGGAUCUUACAUGUACAGCUUGGAGCCUACCGAUGGCCCUGCUUACUCCACCUACCUCCCCAUCCUCGAGAAGUACUUCGUUGACGGUACCUCCUCCGCUUCUUCCACCUCUUCCGCCUCCACCAAGACCGCCGCUCAGGCUACCACCACUGCUGCCGCCGUCGAGGUCACCAGCACCCCUAACAGCCAGGUCCAAGUCGCCGCCACCGAGACUUCCAGCUCCUCUACUCCUGCUGUUCAGACCUCUGCUCCCGUCGCUGAAUCCUCCGCUCCCGCCGCUGCCCCUACUACCGUGACUUCCAUCCCCGUUGACGUCCCCACUGCCACCGUUGCCCCUACCAGCUUCGCCAGCGCCGCUUCUUCCACCCAGGCCUCCACCGAGGCUGCUUCCUGCAGCGCCACCCCCAGCACCUCUGCUAGCGGAACCGUCAAGAAGUACUACCAGUGCGGUGGCCUCAACUACACCGGUGCCACUACCUGCGAGUCUGGCUCCACCUGCACCAAGCAGAACCCUUACUACUCCCAGUGUGUUUAA